This is a messenger RNA of Dreissena polymorpha, 1881 nucleotides long. RefSeq lists its product as uncharacterized. Gene Ontology annotation, molecular function: calcium ion binding. The transcript is spliced from 2 exons. Bases 1 to 1881 code for a protein of 626 amino acids. NCBI's taxonomy places the organism in Eukaryota, Metazoa, Mollusca, Bivalvia, Myida, Dreissenidae. The record is from RefSeq and is a predicted model, not a curated record.
AUGGCGAAGUCCUAUUUUGACCCCAAAACACCAGAUAUCGUUAUUAAGAGCCUUUUCCAAAAGUACGACAAGGACAACAGCGGCUUUCUUGACCGGAAGGAGCUUUCAAGUUUACUGGAAGACGACCUUGGCUUGACCACUCGCCAAGUGGAAGUGUAUUUCCAUCUAUUGGACAGAGAUGGCAAUGCCAAAAUCAGUCCCGACGAAUUAAGCGACUGGCUCCGGAGAAACGAGCGAUUUAAAAUGGUGAACGACAAGUCGCGUUUUUAUGCGGUUUGCAAAGCAGUGGAUAUGUUCAAAAAAUAUGACAAAGAUGGAAGUCAGUAUAUCAGUUUUGAAGAGUUGAAAGAAGUAGCAGUAGUGAAGUGUGGCAAAUGUGACAAGAUCUGCAAGAAUCUAAGGGGACUGCGGAUACAUCAAGCCAGGACUGAUUGUGGGAAAUCAGACACCCAGACGCAACGCUCAGGUGGUACACCUGGUGAGACGUUGGGGGAUCCAAGUCGGGAAGAAUCCCAUAGAACUAGGAACCUCUACGCUUCUGAGAAUCUGGUUUCAAACACCCAGGGCAGGCAGCAGGAAGAGGACGACCAUGACCCUCUUCUUGAUCUGCUUCCCCCACUGGAGGAUGACACUCCAGCACAUGCAGAACCAGCACCACAAGUACAAACAGCUCCGGGAGAUGAUGAGAAGAGGCGCCCGCGAAUAGCAUGGCCCAAGACGACAGACCGGCGAGCGUGGCAGGAGCUAGAUCGAGACGUCUCCGCUAUACUGGAAACAACCCUCCAGGGUCCAGCUGACCGAAAGAUAAGAGCAAUGACGGGCCUCAUCUAUACUGUAAGCAAAGAGAGGUUUGGCUUGGCUGAGAAGAAGCCAGAGAAGCCAGCCCCAAUCAUCAGCAGAAGACAGAGGCUAAUCAAACAGACCAGAAAGGAGCUUACAAGUGUAAAGAGGCAGUAUAGAAAAGCCAAGGUAGAAGAGAAAGUAGGACUCCAACAGUUACGAAGCAUUUUACGAGAGAAACUGAGCACUCUCAACAAGGCUGAGCAAACAAGACAGAGGAAAAGGAAGAGGGAGAAACAGAGAGCUAGAUUCAUCCAGAAUCCAAACCAGUUCUCCAAAGACAUCCUUGACAACGAACGAUCAGGAACAUUAGAGAGCAGUAUGGAGGACAUAGAACAGCACUUACGCAAUGUCCACAGUGAUCCUUCACGGGAGGUUCCACUGGGUGACUGUUCAAGGCUAGAACCAGAAGACCCACCAGAAACUCCUUUGGACACAAAGGAGCCAUCAUUGUCUGAGGUACAGCACGUAGUGAAGAAAGCGAGGACAGGCUCAGCCCCAGGCCCGAAUGGCAUUCCUUAUCGUGUCUAUAAGAUGUGCCCUGGCAUUCUUCGGAAACUAUGGACCCUACUUAGAGUUAUUUGGAGAAAGGGCAAAAUCCCGGAUUGCUGGAAGAGAGCGGAGGGAAUAUUCGCCCCAAAGGAGAAGGACUCGAAGGAUAUUGGUCAGUUCCGGACCAUUUCUCUGCUCAACGUAGAGGGGAAGAUAUUCUUUGCAGUCCUAGCCAAGCGACUAACAACGUUCCUUACUGACAACAACUACGUUGAUACGUCAAUUCAGAAGGGUGGAGUUCCCGGAUUUUCAGGCUGCGUCGAGCAUACCAGUGUUCUCAGCCAAGUGAUCAGGGAGGCACGAGUGAACCAUGAUGACCUGACUGUAGUGUGGCUAGACCUUGACAACGCUUAUGGAUCAAUACCCCACAAGUUGAUUGAGAAGGCACUUGAGCAGUAUCAUGUACCAGACCACGUUUGUAACCUGGUAAAAGACUACUACAGAGGCAUUAAGCUACGCUUUGCUGUGGGAGACAAGACAACAGCAUAG